AUGGAUAAAACACCUACAGAUCAAUUCAGGUAGCCUAACUUUAUUGUGAUAUGAAGGAUAAGGAUAAUUGCUUAUCUUGUAGCCUGGUGGCCCUGUAUUCAACUAAAAAUAAGCUCAAAAAGUCAAAAUCAGAAUAUAAUUCUUUAUUCAGUUGAGACAAAACGUUAAAUUAGUAUUAAAUCUUUAACUUCAUUCGGUCUAAGAUAAUUAACUUUAUUGUAAACUAAUUUUAAAACCGUACAUUGUUGGGCAUUUGCACGCUUACUAGCCGGGUAGCCCCCAGGGCCAGGUAUUUGCAGCUGCAUGUGCAUUCACAUGUGGGCUGAGCAUUUGUCAACCUCGGGGUCAUUACCACUGGGCAUUGGCCAUUGAUGAAGGGAAGACAACGGCCACAAGUUUAAAAACAUUUGCUAUUACUGUAAAGACCUAGCUAAAUAUAAAUGGCAAAGCCUGAAACAAUAACAGCCAGACCAAAUUACAGUUUUCCAAACCAAAUGCUAAACUGGUCGGAUAUUUUGUCCUGCCAAAAAUAUCUAUCAGUUUUCUUGAAAGAAUGGUCUAUACCUGUACACAAUUGUCAAAUUUAAAAGCAUUUUUAACUAUACUGUAUAGUACAGAGCCUGAAAUAACGGCCGGCGGUUUUCCGACCAAAUUCCGAUUUUUCCGACCAAAUGCUGAAAUGAUCGGAAAUUUUGUCCGGCCAAAUUUUGAGAAAAAGAAAAAUGCUUUCUUAAUGAUCGGGUCGGCGCUCAGCACAGUGAGUACCAUCUAUAAGUUUGGAUUAUCUAUAUUAGGCUAAUAUAAAGUAAUCAACUGGAAAGUAUAGUUCACAGGCUCAAUAAACAAGAAGUUAGAGUUAUAAACCGAGAAGGAGGUUUAUAACUGAUAUAUUGCCCCCGAGGACGCGCAGCGUCCGAGGGCAAUAUACAGUUAUUAACCGACUUUCGAGGUUUAUAACUAAUAUCUCAUUUGUGGAGGUUUUCUAACAUAUUUUGUCAUUUUCAAAAAUUUUUGAUGAAAAAUUCUCGCGUUUUGUCGAAAAGUUUGAUAUAAUUAUUUAUUCAAGGUAUAUUAGCUAGUUAUAAACCUCGGGCGAUCAAAGAAAACCGACACAAAUGAGAUAUAAGGCGGCUUAUAGCGUGGUCGUGAAAAUGUGAGGUGAGUCUUAAUUAAUUUGCAAUCUAAAUCACCCGUCAAUCAAUUUAAGCUACAGUUACAAUUGCCUUACACAAUUGCAAGUAGAGUGAUUUACUCAGUGCACGUCUGCAUGCUUGACAGAGUUUGCUCAUUGGGGUGGACUUGGUCAAACUAAACUAAAAAAAAUUCCGGUCAAUUUUGCAAAUUUCCGGUCAAAUUUCGUUUUGUAAAUAAAGCCUCUGAUUGGACUAUAUGAGAGAGGGAAGCACCAUGCAAUCCAGUUGCUCAGACUAUUUGAUUGGCUUCCCUCUCUCUUAUAGUCCAAUCAGAGGCUUUGUUUACAAAUCAUUUGUAAAUUUCAACAGUGCAAUUUGUUCACGUCAGUUGCAAAUUGCUCAGAGCAGUUUUUCUAUCAAAAUUGCAAUAUUGUGGGACAAUAUUGCAAUGUUGCUCGCAAGAGAACAUCCGGUUUGACUGUAAAACUGAGUAAACUUUCUAUUUGGACCAUUGAUAUUUGGACCAUUGAUGAAAAACAACAAAUUUCUCGCCCAUGAACUCAAAAUGUGUUUUAAACUUUUAAAUUUCGUGCACAAGCUAGUUUUAAUGCUGCUAAAAAAGACCACCCCCCACUCUGGAAAAUUUAUACCCUGCGCAUCUACAUUGGAAGGUCUACCACAUCUCAAUUACUAUCGACACUACACAAAAUAGGGAAGGACUUAGAUAAAGGACUACAAACAGACGUUGUCUUCAUGGACAUUUCCAAGGCUUUCGAUACCGUUGACCACUCCAAACUGUUACAAAAACUUCGCGAUUUCGGUCUAUCUGGCUCUCUUUUGUUGUGGUUUGAAAACUAUCUAUCAGGUCGCUGUCAACGAGUAACUGUUCACGGUGCGACAUCUACUUCCUUACCAAUAACAUGCGGAGUCCCACAAGGUUCAUUGCUGGCUCCCUUCCUCUUCUCGGUGUACAUUAACGAUUUGCCCGAUAACAUAUCCAUUUCUACUGGGGUCGGUUUGUAUGCUGAUGAUACCAAACUGCACAGAUGUGUGCAAAAUCGUAACGAUGCACUGGCAUUGCAAUCGGAUAUUCAAAGCCUCCAUUGUUGGUCAAAUGAGAACAUGUUGAGCUUUAACAAAUCGAAGUGUAAAGUGUUGUCUAUCACAAGAAGGAAGUCUCCCUUAAUUUACCCAUAUGCACUUGGCGAUCACCAACUAUUGUCUUCUGAUGUAGAGUACGUCCGAUCUGGGCAUUACGAUCAGUUCGAAACUAUUAUGGAAUGUUCAGAUCAACAAAGUUCGGUCAAAAGCCAACAAAACGCUCGGGUUAAUCCGACGUUCUACCAUGGAGAUAACGGAUACCAACGCGAGAAGGCUUCUGUACCUUCAACUAGUGCGAAGUAACUUUUCCUAUGCAACCCAAGCCUGGUGUCCUCAGUCAGUGAAACUUAUUGAGGACGUUGAGAAAGUGCAGAGACAAGCAACUAAAUACAUAUUGAAUCUUGGGUUUAUCACAGACAUUUCUUACAAGACAAGACUCCUUCAGCUUGACAUAUUACCUGUCUCAUAUUGGCACGAAUACUUAGAUCUGGUGUUCCUCUACAAGAUCAUCAACAGUCUUACGUACAUUGACGAACGUGUUCUACCGAUCAUGGCUGGAUCAGGAAUUACAAGAAGUGAAUCCAACGCAAACCUAAUUAGAUUUGUUAUUCCUUAUGCGAAAACCGUAACAUUCCAGACCUCAUUUUUUAUAAGAACUUGCAAAACGUGGAACAUAUUAGACAGUAACUUGCGUACUAGAGAUAUAGGUUUGCUGUCUUUUAAAUCAGGUCUUAAACUCUACUACAAACAUGCACUAUCCAAAACAUUCAAAUGUGACGAUCCGCGCACCUGGAAAUCAGUGUGUGUAAAGUGCAAAAGAGCAAGAUCGCUUAACAAUGAAAUAAGUUGUUGUUAGCCUUAUUAGUUUUAGCUUGUUGAGUUGCUUGAAAAUUUGUUUUGUACAGUAAUUUUAUUCUUGUUUAUAUGGGAUCGCCGUAAUUGGGGAAACCUGUGGCGAAUUCCCUGGCUCUAUAUGUUGCAUUUAAAUAGUAGCCGAAUCUUAUUAAAUAUUAAAUAUUAUAAAUAUCCAAGCAAUCUAAAUGUAAAAAAUUUGAUGAAAUGAACAGAUUUGUGAAAUUGAGAGCCGUUUCAAAAUUGUCUACUUUUUUAUACACCCUGUAUUGCUGACACCAGAAAAGAAUUUGCAUGCACAUGGAGCCCAGGGUUAACCAUAUUACCAUAAGAUGUGAUAUGCAAUGUAAGUCACUAUAUUAGAACCCUAAAGUCACUAAUAUCGAAAAUUUCAUUAAUCGAGUAAUCAGUAUUUAUAAAAACCGAUAAUUAUUGAUAUAUCGAUAUACCGCAACAGCCUAGAACCCUUAUAAUCUCUAUUUGCACCACCAUUAAAAAUUGUCAGUAUAACUAAAAUCAUUUGUCACCUGACCUGCAUCAAACCCUAAUCCUUUAUGCCUGGCCACCAGAGACCUGAUUAUAAGCCCCUUUGAUCCCCCUAACCCCCUCCCUAGAUAUUUCACUAAUCCUAUUAACUCCUUGGACAUUAUGUAAAGUAGAAUAAAAAAGAUGCAUUUAAACUAACACGUCAUGAAUCUGACCUACAUCCAACCCCUAGCCCUUUAGAACCCUUAAUCACUUAACUCUUAAUAUAUUUGAAUUUUUACUGAAUUUGUUUACCACUGAAAUUAACAAAUUCUUACAAGGUUUAUUAUAAUCAGAAUAGAACAUGUAUGUUAUACUGUAAUGCCAGUGCAGUGGAUAAAGUAUGAGGCCAUGACUUGCUGUAGGUACUUCAAUUCACUUUUCACAGAAGGUUUUAACAUAACCUUCAAGAAGACUGCAGGGUAGUUGUUGAAUUUUUAUAAUUCUUUUUCUGUUUAUUUUAUAGCUCAGCUGAUAUAACUGUAUUGAAGAAACUGUUGCUAUUCUCACUUGGAAUGUUUGUUUUUCCAAUAGGAACAUUCUUUCUUCUUCAGAAAACUCUACCAAAAGGUAUUGGUUAUGAUGCUAGGGGAAUACACAUUAAAUCCUCUAUUUAUUCACUCCCACUCUAAAGAGCCCCCAUUGUGUCUCUAAUAACCCCCAUCCCUCUUUUAGAUGAAGAACUGUUAUAUGGGGGGUGAAGAGGGGUAUAUAAAUCCGCCAAUCCGCCCAAAUUUGAAGCAAUAGUCAAUGGUCUUACAGUAUGAAGUCACAAUCCAGGAUCCGAACUAAAUUGCAAGCUAAAUCCACAAUCCGAGCCAAAAUAUUAGAUAAAUCUGCAAUCCGCUGUAUUAAUAAGAUCCGCAAAUCCGUGUAAAAUAUUCGCCAGAUCCGAAAUCCGAACAAUUUUUUUCUGUGAAAUCCGACGAUCCGAAAACCUAUUCACCCCCCCCCCCUUAUAUUAAUUAAGUUCCCCCCUCUGUUAAGUCCCUCCCCUCUUCACAACAAAGAAACACAUGCCUCAAAUGUUCACAUAAGUUUCAUGCAUUUCUUAAGCAAAAGCAAAACAUAUUGCACAACAGAUAAUCAAACAAACGAACUAACAAAUAUACAAACGACAAAAAUAUUUUAUGUAAACUUCAUUAAUUUGCCGGGUGGGAUAAAAUCAUAAAAACAAGAUAGAGAAACCAGCAACUGCGAGCCGAGUUUCACCUGACACAGACAGUUUUCCAUGUACGCACAUCGUCAGGAUUGAGGAUCGUAAGUGGAAACUAUCAGGGUGCGAUAAUUUGCGUACUUACAGUAAAACAUGAUUGGACUGAUGCAGGGACUGAAGAAGGUUGGGGUCAAUUGUGACGCCGAUUUGUUACCUUUCAGAAACCUGCACUUUAUGUAUUUUAUUUUACAAACUAUAGGUACACAUUGAGUGUUAAGUUUGUAAUGGCGCAAGUACGCGGCAUUAAUCGUUGGCGUACCAGUUAGGUAGGACUAAAAAUCUUGAAUUAUUGCAUCCUGACUAGGGCCGAUUGGUAAAUAAAUAUUCCUUGUAUUAGCACUGCUUUAAAAGUUUGAAGGGAUAUUGAUUUGCGUGGAAGUUCAUUUGGCAGCGCAUUCGAUACUCUUGCUGAUCGUAAUCAAACAUGAUUGAAAGUAGCUACUACGUCCAUGUUUGACACCGUCUCUCUUCUUAGGCGUAAGUAUCGAUUGUACUAGAGGAUCUUGUAAAUCUCGUACAUUUCUGAGUCAUGGGCAAAACAGUUUUAGUGGAAUUUGAACUCGCGCCUUCGGCACGCCGCACUGAUAUUGAGCUAUCGAACUAUCUAGCCAACAUGGAUUGGAGGCGAAUUUUAUCCAAUCAAAGUGCACGAAAUAUUUCGAAACAGAGCACGACAGUCUUAGCGUAGCCUCCUCAGCAGGCAUCUCACUUUUUAUCUCACAUCACAUCUUUUCGAACUACCCAUUCGCGGGCUAAAACCCAUAGAGAUACUUGCGGAGGAGGCUACACCCAGUGAGCUCUAUAUAUAUAUCUGGAGUAAGAACUUCAGUCAUUCGGUCAAUGAGAAAAGUGAAGCCAAGAUGGCGGCCAUUGACGUCCAAUAGCUCUGAAGGUCGUAAACAGUUUUUAUACCAUUUUCCCCAGCUAAUUCCAGUUUUUUCUAAUGGACCGUAUCACUAAUCAAGUUUUCAGUUCAUAAAAUCACAAUAUUAUUCUUUAAAUCGAAGUCAAAAUACGAAAUUUCAACACUCCUUGCCAAGAUGGCGGAAAUUGAAGGAGCUGUUGGACGUCAGUUCCAGUCCCUUUCUAUUGUUUUUGUAUGCGCGGUUAACACGAAACUGGCUUCACUUUGAGCAACCAAGUUCCUACUCCAGAUAUAUAUGGAGCUCACUGGCUACACCUAGCUUCUCCUAGCCUGUGUCCCAGUCCACUACACCGGAGUCCCAACUCCCAACGGUGCGUAUUCUAUAAUCGCAUCUCGAGGAAACGUUUUCGGUUAACUUCGACUAUGUAAGAAAAUUAAAGAAAUCAUGUUUGAAAACUUCUCUCUGAAGAAGGUUCUAAUAAUAGAUAGCUUAAGAUCUACGACGUCGACGCCAGCUAGGACGUCAGGGCUAAGCAGAGGACUGGGACUACAUUAGGACGACAUCCUAGUCCCAGUCCUCUGCAUAGCCCUGACGUCCUAGCUGACGUCGUAGAUCUUAAGCUAUCUAAUAAUAGAUUCGAGACAAUGGCAAUGUUAGUUCCAUAAAACAUAUGCGUAUGGCUCUUUCUUCAUUACCGUUUUACUAUAUGUCUACGGGGUUUCACAAAAGCUUGUAAUUUGUCAGGCAUAGGCCUUCUUGCAUGAAUCGAACCUGCGGUCCUGCGAUUCCAUUGCAGCGCCUCUAACCAACUGAGUCCAGCUGGCGAGCUUUACCCGCAAGUGAAGUAAUUCAUGUAAUUAUAUUAAGGUGACGCUAGUGUAAGGUGUAUAUACUGUAUGUAAAUAUCAGUUUUGGGGAUCUCACUCGACAGAACUAAAUAUCAGGUCUGAAUUAGUUCUAAACAUUUAGUUAUUUAGAAUUAAUCCUGACACCAGUGUAAGGGUAAAUACUGUAUCACUUUACUCUUUAAUAAUAUAAUUACAUGAACUUGCGGUUAAAGCUCGGCCGCUGGACUCUGUAGCUCAGUUGGUUAGAGCAUGAGCCUGCCACGCAGGCUAGUUAGAGCCAUAGAUCCUGCCUGCGGGCCCAUAGACCUUAUUCAUAAAUCGUGACGAGGCCUCGUAUCCUAGGAUACGGGAAAAAAAACGCGGGAAUACAAGCGAAAACUGCUUGACAAGCCAAAUUCAGAUGCUAUAUAUCGACUUCAACGGCUUGUUUCUUGUUGCCUUUUGCGAUUUAUAACAUUUUGUGUGUAUUUUAAGACUUUGUGCCCACAACGAAAGCGGUAAACGAGUAUAUUAUAAAAGCGACCGGUUUUUCUCCCGGUUUUGUGUGGGGAAAAUGACAACAUAUAGCGACAGUGUUUAUCCAGAAGCGAAAAACAGUAUUUUACUGAGAUUUUAACGUCAAUAUAAAGGUUAUUCCGUGAAAAAUCAAGACAACUGUAGAAUGAAAGUAUAAUUUUUCGAAUUUGACAUUAAUAUGAAAGAAAACAAGAGGUCAAAAAUCACAAGAGAACGUCAAAUGUCAUUGAUUCGUACGGGAAAAUAUGAACUAUGGCUGUGGCUCGAUAACAUUCUGCAAGCAGCUUACGAGUUUAAAAAAUGAAGGCUACAUUACCUGAGUGAGUUGUAAUCUUAUUUCUUCAACAAUAGUUUCAUAUUUCUUACGAUUUUGGUGUUGUAUAGACGUUUUGUAGCCUUGUUGGUUGUUUGUUUUGGCCAUACAAACUACGACAAUAAUACAAAGUCAAAGGUUUCCUUUUUCGAUUGACUCCAGCAUCUUUUGCUUUAAAUAUCAUGUUAUAUUUUCUCAGAAUAUUUUUUUCAACUUUCAAACUCAGUUUUAUAGAUAUUAUUUUCGAAAAAAGCCGUAAUAUUCACGAAAAAAAGCUGCCAUAGCCGACAGCAAAAAAAACAUUUUGUCAAUUUUCCCGCGUUUUUCCCCGUUUCCUAGGAUACGAGGCCUCGAUCACGAUUUAUGAAUAAGGUCUAUAGUUGCAUUUUUCGCACAUGAUCCUGGUUAGGUCUAAAUAUGUUUAAAAUUGAUUUUACACUCGAAAUUUCCAUAAACAAAAACCCUUCAACAUUUAGUUCUCUCGAGUGGGAUGCCCCAAUCCUGACAAUUUCUACUACACUAUCAGCAAUCAUAUCCUGAUCACUUCUGUUUUCUUUAUUUCUAGACAAUGUUGUAAUACCUGUAGCCGGUAGCGUGAUAGCAGUUCAUAUUGUGAUUGGGAUUUAUAUAUGGAUGGCUAUGAAAGAGAGUGCUGAUACAUAUACAGAGCCUCUCAAACAAGAUUAA
Messenger RNA from Paramuricea clavata, 8057 nucleotides. NCBI's taxonomy places the organism in Eukaryota, Metazoa, Cnidaria, Anthozoa, Malacalcyonacea, Plexauridae. The record is from the annotation of a GenBank genome assembly.